UCCUGAGCUGCACAAAAUCUGGCUCCAUUAUGCGGGAAGGAAGGGACCGAGUUGUUUCUCUCGCCACCGAUCGGACAGGGAGGAUUCUUGCUUGCCACGGAACAGACUCUGUCUUGGAAAUGUUCUAUGUCCUUAGCGAGGACGAGAUCCGUAGGAAAAUGGAUAAGAAAGUGAAGAAAGCGAGGAAGAAGGCCAAGCAAAGACUGGAGGAGGAGGAGGAGGAGGAUGAAGAUGGCGUCGAGUUCAGCUUGCAAGAGAAGAUUGUUCGCCUUGUGAAAAUAAAGGCUUCCGCCAAAAUCAAGUCUUUUGACUUGAUACUCAGUCCCAGAGGGGAGCUGAAAGCCGUCCUCAUGCUCCAGAACAACACCGUUGAGUCUUACUCCCUGAACUCAUCAGCACAGUCCUCCCAAGUUACCCGGACAUCCACGAUAAACAUCGAGGGGCACCGCAGCGAUGUCCGGACACUGGCGUUUAGUUCGGACAACAUUGCCGUUCUUUCUGCAUCUGCUGAGUCGGUUAAGAUUUGGAACAGGUCUACCUUGCAGUGCAUUCGGACCAUGACCUGUGAGUACGCUCUCUGCUCGCUCUUCGUCCCGGGAGACCGACAAGUCAUUGUGGGGACCAAGUCUGGGAAGCUGCAGCUUUUUGACCUGGCUUCGGGGACGUUGUUGGAGACGCUUGAGGCCCACGACGGAGCUCUCUGGUCCAUCUCGCUCGCUUCAGAUCAGCGUGGCUUCGUGACGGGCGGCGCAGAUAAAUGUGUCAAGUUCUGGGGCUUUGAGCUGGUGAAGGAUGAAAACACUCUUCAGAAGAGGCUGUCUGUCAAGCAAACGCGUGUCUUGCAACUGGAUGAAGAUGUCCUCUGUGUCCGGUAUAGCCCCAAUCAGAAACUACUAGCUGUUGCUUUACUGGACUGCACCGUGAAAAUAUUCUACACCGACACACUCAAGUUUUUCCUGUCUUUGUACGGACACAAGUUGCCAGUGUUAUGCAUGGAUAUCUCCUAUGAUGGGGCGUUGAUCGCCACUGGCUCUGCUGACCGAAAUGUGAAGAUCUGGGGCUUGGACUUUGGGGACUGUCACCGGUCCCUCUUCGCUCACGACGACAGUGUGAUGUACCUCCAGUUCGUUCCCAAGUCCCACCUCUUCUUUACAGCGGGAAAGGACCGCAAGAUUAAACAGUGGGAUGCUGAUAAAUUCGAGCACAUCCAGACCCUGGAGGGCCACCACCAGGAAGUGUGGUGCGUGGUGCUCAGCCCCAAUGGGGACUACGUUGUGUCGUCCUCCCAUGAUAAGUCACUGCGCCUCUGGGAAAGGACGAGAGAGCCACUUGUGCUGGAGGAGGAAAGGGAGAUG
This is a messenger RNA of Sphaerodactylus townsendi, 1355 nucleotides long. Its product is annotated as WD repeat-containing protein 3-like. Gene Ontology annotation, molecular function: snoRNA binding; protein binding. Gene Ontology annotation, cellular component: Pwp2p-containing subcomplex of 90S preribosome; small-subunit processome. The transcript has 12 exons. The annotation marks the transcript as partial. The record is from RefSeq and is a predicted model, not a curated record. Gene Ontology annotation, biological process: maturation of SSU-rRNA. NCBI's taxonomy places the organism in Eukaryota, Metazoa, Chordata, Lepidosauria, Squamata, Sphaerodactylidae.